Molecule: messenger RNA, 3995 nt
Organism: Elgaria multicarinata webbii
Lineage: Eukaryota; Metazoa; Chordata; Lepidosauria; Squamata; Anguidae
Gene: SMKR1
Product: small lysine rich protein 1
Exons: 3
Coding region: 180-386 (68 amino acids)
Source: RefSeq, a predicted model, not a curated record
CAGGAGGAGACGGCGGUGAGUGGUGGUUGCUGCCGCCGCCGCCGCCGCCGCGCGAUUCACUUUGCGCUGAAAAGAAAGGGUUGGCUGGUACUUCCUUUGGAACUUUACAGAAAACUAACUGCCUUGCUUGGGGACUACAUGCAAUGGUCACCAAUUUAGUUCAGUAAACGGACAACGCUAUGGGAGGCAAAGGAAAGGGUAAAGGCAAGGGCAAGGGCAAAGGCAAAGGCAAGAAAUCCAAGAAGGCCGUGCCUGAGGUGGACAUCCUGAGCCCGGCUGCCAUGCUCAACGUCUACUACAUAGCCCACAAUGCCGCCGCCUGCUUGGAGUACCGCGGUUUCCCGUGGCCAGACUCUCCGAAAAAGAAAGGGAAGAAACGGAAGUAGGAAGCCAGUGGAGGGAAGGCCUUGGCUUCAGGGAGAGGUUCACAGCCCCUGAAUCGGGGAGGACUUUUGUUGGGGACUGAAAACAAAAGAAAACUACUUGGGUUUCUCACUUGGCCAUAAUCACUGUUACGGCAGGAUGAAGAAGCGUUCGCUUCCGACGACAUUAAGGAAGUAAACGUUGUUGCUUUGAGAUGCCUACCGCGGCACUGCAGUGUGUGCCUCGUCGUUGCUACAGGAAGUAACCCACAGAAUCCUCCACACUGGUUUUUGAUCAUGUAUGCUGGGGUGGGGUGGGCAUGAGCUUUGUGUUAAUUGUUGGUGCUGCUUGGAGGGGCAGGUACAUUCCUUGUGAAAGCUGCAGUGCUGGUAUGACUCCGUGAUUGAAACCAAGCCACAACUGCAUCUCAGGGGCCUUUAGGGAUCCAAGAAUGGGCUGAGCGUAAAGACAGUUUAAGCCUCUGCCUGGGGCAACACAGUUCAGCCAGCAGACACCAUGCUGGAAGUGGUCAGUCUGUCACUGAGGUUCCCAGGGGAUUCUGGGGCAUGGUGUCCUUUCACAUGGGAACACCCUUAGUUCGAUCCCAGUGAGGAGGCAGUCAUUAACAUUUCGCCCUAAAUAGGAUCCUGUUUAGCUGAAUGGGUAUAAAUCUGCUAUCAUUAAUAUUUCUAAGAAUCUCAAACGUGCGUCCUGUGACUGGUAGAGAAAGAACUUCUAUGUGGCACGCUCAAUGGAGGAAAACAGUUAAAAUGCCCAGGACCUGUAUAUAUGUCUCUCUGAGAGGCGGAGGAUUAGAUGUUGGAAGGCGAAUUUAUACAUAGAAGGAGCGUAUGCUAGUUCAGAGGGCAGCCAGGUAGGCUCAGGUGCACUUGUCUUUUGUCAGCAGGCUUGGUCUCGCUGCCUAAACAAAUUGCCAAAGGUUCAGUCCUGAAAAUCUCUCCCAAGGAGAGAAGGAUUUGCCACCCAUCCGAGCUGCAGGGGGAACAUGUGCCAUGUAGUCUGCAGGGGAAUGGAGCAGGGCUGGGGGAGAGGAAUUGUGCCAUGCUGGAAACACAGUAAAUGCCAGGAGACGCCUCUCAGUCCUUCCAAAAGCUCAUCCAGGCCUGCCAAAAGAGCCUUUCCCUUCUCUUGCACAAGUCUAGCUUUGGAGGCCUGGUUUAUCCUAGAGCAGACACUAUCCCUACAGCUGAACUGUACUGAUAAAAGUUUGUCGCAGGAAGGCAAGGAAAUUGGAGGCUGAUAGUGAGAGAGGGCCCUGCCUAGCCUUCUGGCCCCCUCCCUUUCUGGAAGGAACAGAUGUUGCUGUUUCUGAAGUGGUUCCUGCUUUCCUGAAGCAUGCUAUAAUGCAGGGGUGGGCAACAUCUAGGGGCUAAUUCUCCCCCCCCCCCAAAUCCGGAGCCAGCCCCCACUACAUCACAGAAUCCUUCUGCAAAACUCCCCACAAGUUCAUUAUAAAACUGAGUCUGUGCCUAGUUUUAAAGCAAAAUCAUGCAUCUGGGAGGUUUCUGGGAGUGCAUUUUUUUCUAAAACCAGUUGCAUGAUUCCCACAUGCCUUGUUUUAUAGUGAAAUCUUGUUUGUUGGGGGGGGGGGAAGUGUUUGCUGCCACCACAGCAAAUUUGAUGGGGGAUGCACAGGUGUGUGUGUGGGCAAUAUGGUCCAUGCGUUACCUACCUCUACUCUAAUGGAUGUUAAGUAGAUCUAUACUUUCAGAUUUGCCCUUCCCAUCUUUUUGACGAUUUUUAUUUUUUUAACCAUCUAUAUCGACUUUAUAGUGUGGCCUUCUAUAAACAAUGCAUGCCAGGCUUCAGGAAAGAUCCGAGUACCUUUUGUUGCCAAGCUGGAAAUGGACGGAACUCACAUACAGGGAGCCGCAAAUACAUUGGAUGUGUUUUCAUUUUCAUUGCUGCUAUUUGAUACUCUGAUCCAAGAAGGUUGGUUUUUGAGAGACUUAUCUAUUUAAGGCUGAGGAAAUGCAUGCCUCCAGACUUACCUGUUUCUUCACUAAAUUGCUACCAAGAGAUAAAAUAUAACCUAUGUUUUCCAGUCCAGACUCAGGCAUGGAAAAGACAAUAGAUGUGUUAAUAGCUUCCCUAUGAGCACAUCCAGGCUGGAAAAGACCGUUCACAUGUUGCCCAGCAUGUAAUUAUGUGCCCCAUUGAAAUCAAUGGAGUUUAUGCAUGCUGAACUCAGUACUGGAUUGUGGCCAUGAUGUCCCACGUGCUUCCCCCCCCCGCCAACUCCCAGUUCCAUCCCUGUGUCUGCAUGCAAAGAAGUCUGUAAUUAAGUGCGUCUCCAGGUCUGUAUGGAACUAUUCUUUAUGUAUUGUGACUUAUCCACAAGAAGUUUUGAAUUUUUAAGCCAAUGUCUAGUUUCUGUUAACGAUUUGGAAUUAUGUAUUAUAACAGUUGUUUUCAUGGUUUAAAAGUAUGUUCAAUGAAAGCCUCUGUGUUCUGCCGCAUAUCCCGGGUUAUGAGCUAUCCUUCAUCGGUAGCUUGAGUGAGGAAACUGGGAAAACGUGAAAAUGCACUUUUUCCAAUAGGAAAAUAGAAGUCCUCUCUUCUUGAUCAUUGACGUUUUUUGGUGAUACCCAGAGGGGGUUAUACUGGCAUGCAACACAAAAUUUAACAAAACGAGCCAGCAACAAGCACCAUACCAGAGAAGAUGGGGAAGCAAACUGGAUCAUGGCAAGACCAUGGAGAGACAGGCCACUUAGGGAUGGUCAGACAUGGAAAGGGGUUGAUUUCUAGACACAGCCUAUAAUAGCCUUUACUAACCUGGCAUCCUCCAGAUGUGUUGGACUACAACCCCAGCUGGUUGCGAGAUGCUGGGAAUUGUAGUCCAACACAUCUAGAGGGCAUCAGGUUGAGAAAAGCUGGCCCUAUAAACCUGUCAGACCAAGAGAUACAUGGAGCGUUUCUAAAGUCUUUCCUUCCCCGUGGAGAUUUGGUCUAGCGGAGUAAAGUGAACCACUUCUUGCCAUUCUGCAGAAGUGAGCUCAUGUUUUUCUUCAUGUGGGGCAGACUGCACUCCCCACUUAAAGCCGAAAGGGAAACAUAAUCUCCUACUAAAGAGCGUCACUGAGCUCUGGAGAAAGCUGGACUUGCACUGCCUGUCGCUGACGUAUCAGGCUGUGUCCACAAUGAAUUCCUCUGCUGAGCAAAUUAGCCUCCUUCGAGUUUGGGACAAAGAGGGAAAACCAACCAACGUGACUCUCCUGCUGAUGUAUUUAUUUCCUUUUCUUUGUUUAUAGGCUCGCCCUGCCUCCCCGCUCCCUGAAAUCCUGUAAAGGCCAUGUCCCUCUCCGUCCUCCCCUAUCUAUGUCCUACUAAUAGUUUUCUCUGCACAGGCCAAAAAUGGCAGGCUCAUCAAGGGUUGUAAUCUGCAAGCCAUUAGCUCUGCAAUUGCCCCAAAGCAAUGAGUUUUUAGGUGUAAGGCUCUGCCUGGAGCAGGCAUUGUCAUUAUUCUUAAUCCCAUUUCCAAACUGUGAAAUGGAAAACAUAAAACUCAAUAGGGAAGUUGAUGGGAUUAUUUGUUAACUUGUUUGAUUUCCAAAACUUAGUCUUUUCCUUGUAGAAAUAUUUGGAGGUAAUAAAAUUUCAUUUGAGACCAA